UGCCCCUCGUUUUUAUUUCCAGAAACAACACAGUCCAGGUGUUUCAAAAGAGCACCAGAAGAACAAAAACAAGCAAGAUAUGGCAGGAGAGGAAGAGACGACCACCGCAGCGACAAUCGCAACGACCCCAACAUGGGCUGUUUCCACUGUUGUUUUCCUCUUGAUUUUGGUCUCCAUUUUUAUUGAGCAUUUGCUUCAUCUCUUGGCCAAGUAUUUCAAUAAGAAACGAAGGAAAUCUCUGAUUCAGGCUCUUGAUAAGAUCAAAUCCGAAUUAAUGCUGCUGGGGUUCAUAUCAUUGCUUUUAACCGUGAGUGAAAAAUCAAUAGCAAAUAUAUGCAUUCCAAAGAACGUGGGUGAAACUUUUCUACCCUGCACUGAUCCUUCAAAUGAUGGUGAGGAAGAAGCAAAAUGCCAAGAGCAGGGAAAGGUGUCAUUAUUGUCUAGACAAGGUGUGGGGGAGCUUCAGUACUUAAUAUUCGUUCUGGCUUUCUUCCAUUCUUUGUCAUGCGUCCUUACAUUCAGUCUUGGAAUGGCAAAGAUGAGGAGGUGGAAAUCUUGGGAAGCAGAAACAAGAACAUUAGAAUAUCAAUUCUCAAACGAUCCUCGAAGGUUCCAACUUCUCCAUCAAACAUCAUUCGCAAGGCGACACCUGAGGUUUUGGAGCCAACACAGAUUUCUUCGUUGGCCGGCAUGCUUUCUCCGACAGUUCUAUGCAUCGGUUUCCAAAGUGGACUACUUUACGCUCAGACAUGGAUUCAUCACAGCACAUUUUUCAGAGGGAAGCAACUUUGACUUCCAAAAGUACAUUAAAAGAGCUUUGGAAAAGGACUUUGGAGUGGUUGUGGCGAUAAGCCUCUGGAUUUGGAUCUUCUCGAUGCUCUUCAUAUUCUUCAAUGCACAUGCAUUUUACAAUUAUCUCUGGCUUCCUUUCAUUCCACUAUUGAUGCUAUUGGUGGUUGGAACGCAACUCCAAGGCAUCAUAACAAGGAUGUGUUUGGAUAGUCAACACAGAGGCCGAGUUGUGAGAGGAGCUUUCCUGGUUAGGCCGAGUGAUGGUUUCUUCUGGUUUGGCUGGCCAGAGUUGCUUCUCCACAUCAUGCAUUUCAUAUUGUUUCAGAACUCUUUUCAACUGGCAUUCUUCACAUGGACUUGGUAUGAAUUUGGAUUUAGAUCAUGUUUCCAUCGAAGAACUGACGACAUUGUGAUAAGAGUAGUAAUGGGAGUUUUGGUCCAAAUCCUUUGUGGCUAUGUUACUCUGCCUCUCUAUGCUCUAGUCACUCAGAUGGGGACAUCUAUGAAGAAAACCGUCUUCCCAGAAGCCGUGGUGGAAGGUCUGAACCGAUGGCGAACCAACGCCAGAAGAAACGUCGAACUGAAAAAUAAUUACAUGGCGGCUGGGCCUUCACUCGAGACCUCGCCUUCCAUAGGAACUUCUUCACCUUCGUUCAGUCUUCACCCUUCUUAUUCGGUAAGUACUUUUGAUCAGGCACCCGAGCCUGAGUACGUUGCCGUCGACAUGAUGGAGUCUGAAGAAAGGGAAAAUAGAACAAACAGGGAAUCAGAGAUAGAACUACAAACGAGAGGUUCCUUUGAGGGUUUUGAUUUGAGAAACGUGUCAUCAGUUCAUCGUCAUUAAACAUCGGUCUAGUGGGGUGUACAGUCGUCUAGUGUUGAUAAAUAGAUUAAAUUUCAGCUUUAAAUAUUAAUUUUGA
Hibiscus syriacus is the source of this 1712-nucleotide messenger RNA. Its product is annotated as MLO-like protein 12. Gene Ontology annotation, cellular component: membrane. Gene Ontology annotation, biological process: defense response. Bases 80 to 1636 code for a protein of 518 amino acids. NCBI's taxonomy places the organism in Eukaryota, Viridiplantae, Streptophyta, Magnoliopsida, Malvales, Malvaceae. The transcript is spliced from 13 exons. The record is from RefSeq and is a predicted model, not a curated record.